This is a messenger RNA of Ogataea philodendri, 672 nucleotides long. RefSeq lists its product as uncharacterized. The coding region runs from base 1 to 672 and encodes 223 amino acids. NCBI's taxonomy places the organism in Eukaryota, Fungi, Ascomycota, Pichiomycetes, Pichiales, Pichiaceae. The record is from RefSeq and is a predicted model, not a curated record. The transcript is spliced from 2 exons.
AUGGAAAUCACCACUCCUCCCUUGUCCUUGAGGAACAGAUGCGAGUUGAGAGCAAUAAUUCUGGCUUGGUCCGGUUGGGCAACGUCGGCAAACACAACGUCGACCAUACCAAUCAACAUUCUCAUACACAACACCUUCUGGUCCGACAACGUCAGCAACGUGCGAAACAGAGGUACCGGAAGCUGCUCCCAAAUAGAGAACUUUCUUGCCUGGAGCAAUGAACAGCUCGUCCAAACCACCCAUAAUACCAGCAGCAAGCUUCGAUCUGAAUGGAUUCCAAACUCUGUACUCCACCUUGGUUGCUGGGGUGGACUCGUCCUUGGAUGGCUCGUCGACGGAUAUUCUCUUUUCACCGUAAACAGACUCUCCUGCUGCCAAGUUCUUGGUCACAAGCAGAUCCUCCUUUCCUCUGGCAAUGUAAACUCCGUCGUGUCUGUGUGGUUCGAUUAUCACCUUGGCGCCGGCACCACCUUUGCCUCCGCGAGCACCGCCUCUUCCUCCACGGGCUCCUCCACGUCCUCCACGAGCUCCACCUCUACCACCACGGGCACCACCACGUCCUCCAAAAGAACCGCCACGUCCGCCAAACGAACCGCCACGGGCUCCUCCUCUGGAAGCCCCUCUGAAUCCACCACGACCUCCUCUGCUGCCGCCUCUGCCGCCUCUGUCUGA